ACACGGACCCCAUCAGUUUAUUGAGCAAUAUCUACCUCAACCUCAACGCUCGUGGUCUGACUGUGCAGUGACUGAGGAAUAGUUCCAACUUCCUCGAACUUGUUAGUUUAGUUUCGUUUCCUUCGUAUAACGCAGCUGCUGAUCGACACAUUUCUCCAUUUUGCUGGAGUCGUUUGUCUGGCUAGCCUACAUCUCCGGGAUAAAGAAUUUGGGUCAGACACAUUGUAGGCUAUUAUAUUAGUUUGAAAAUUGAAUAAUAGAAUCAGUCAAAAUGAAGAAGGUACUUCUGUUCGUGUUUAUACUCUGCGCUAUUGUCUCAGCUCUGGCAUCUGCUCAAGAGGAUACCAAAAGAUCCAAACCGUCUGCAACUGUCUUCCCCCCCUUUGAGUUUGGUACCACGUCCAACACUUCCACUACCACAACCUCUACUACAACUACGACUGCAUUACCCACCACAGAAUCCCAGAAUAAUACCAGCACAGCAGCUCCUACUACAACACUUACACCCACUACGACUGCAUCCAACAGCACCACAGCUGCCCCCACAACAACAAAUGCCACCACAGCUGCCCUCACAACAGCCAAUACCACCACAGCUGCCCCCACAACAGCCAAUGCCACCACAGCUGCCCCCACAACAGCCAAUGCCACCACAGCUGCCCCCACAACAGCCAAUGCCACAACAGCCAAUGCCACCACAGCUGCCCCCACAACAGCCAAUGCCACCACAGCUGCCCCCACAACAGCCACUCCAAAACCGGAGCCCACCCCUCCUGCUAACCUGACCGUGGGAAACUACACUCUCAAGUCGGAGAAGGGUCUGUGUCUGAUGGCCCAGCUGGCCCUGCAGAUCAGAGUGGAAGACACUGGAAAGACAGGGGUAUUCAUCGUUCAACCAGUGCAGACACAUGUUAAAGGGGGCUGUGACAAAUCCACGGCCAACUUAACCCUCACGUUCUUGGAGGGCUUCAUCACCUUCAUGUUUAAUAAGAACACCACCCAAAACGCUGUCUAUGUCGACACGGUUUCUUUCUCUCUUUCCUACCCGUUAAUAUCUGGAGACAACGGCAAAAUGUCUCUACCCUACGUCGCCAAAAAUGGGUCACUGGAUCUCUUCCACGCUAAGGUUGGCCACUCCUACUCCUGCAAGAGCGAAUCAGUUUUCAUGGGAAAAGGGCUCUAUCUGGACAUCACCCAGGACAGGAUACAGGCCUUCAACAUCACCAAGGAGUGGGACUUCGGCACAUCUGACCCCUGCCCCGCCGACAGACCUGCUGACUACCGCGUGGCCAUUGCUGUGGGGAUUGUCCUCCUUAUCCUCAUCAUCAUCGUGGUGGUGGCCUAUCUCCUGAGCAGGCGAAAAAGAUCAGAUGGCUACCAGUCCCUCUGAAGAGCCACUUUGGGGUCAAAGGGCGCACUGUAUCAGCUCACAGUCUCAAUACACCCACCAUCGUGUUUUGUCACUUGCUGUUAACACUGCUGUAACCACAACUGUUCACACAUCAACUAAUUGUACCGCACACACACAAACUAUCUAACUGUACCGCACACACACAAACUAUCUAACUGUACCGCACACACACAAACUAUCUAACUGUACCGCACACACACAAACUAUCUAACUGUACCGCACACACACAAACUAUCUAACUGUACCGCACACACACAAACUAUCUAACUGUACCGCACACACACAAACUAUCUAACUGUACCGCACACACACAAACUAUCUAACUGUACCGCACACACACAAACUAUCUAUAUGGAUACGACGAGGGAAUAUUUCAGCGUUGUAGACCGGCAGUUUCAUUUAAGUUGAUUUGUACAUUCAUUAAUUGAGGCGGAUCAUAUGUAUUGGAUCAGAUACUAGGUUUAAAAUAUACUGACUUUGAAUAUACUCACUCUGAACUCUUUGGCUGCUGAACAUUUUAGAUUGUGUCAUUUGUGCUACUGGGAUAUCCGGUGCUACUGUGAUAUCCGGUGCUACUGUGAUAUCCGGUGCUACUGUGAUAUCCGGUGCUACUGUGAUGUCCGGUGCUACUGUGAUGUCCAGUGCUACUGUGAUAUCCGGUGCUACUGUGAUAUCCGGUGCUACUGUGAUAGCCGGUGUUACUGUGAUGUCCAGUGCUCGACAAACCAUCAACUAUUGUGUCUGUAUUUGUUUUACCUUCUACGUCAGAAACUUUCAGUGCAGUAUUUCACAAUGUGCUUUCUACUAUAGCUGGAUUUUGAACCUAUGCUGUCUUGUUUUUCUUUUCUUCUUCUUCUUAAUUUCUUUGUGUUGUUUGCCCUCAACCCUUUAGAACGGCCUAUUAGGCUAUUUGAUUUCCGAAUCGUAAUCUAGAUGAGGUUAAUCAUGGGCCUUUAAAAAAAAAAAAUGUAUUCCACUCAGUUAAUUAAAGGGAAUGUUUCAGGUUUUAAAUGUAAAGUUUUGUCCAAAAGGGAGGCAUACUUUUGAAUGUAAAUCGCAAUUAGUGUUUUCAAUUUCUUGUCUAUUUGUCUCAAGUGUUUUGUUGACCAUUAUUUGCUAUUACACACUCUUUCCCUUGUGAUGUGGUAAUAAUUUGGUAUGUAAACAUGUUUGAGAACAUUUUAUUAGUCGAAUGUGACAACCAUAAGUAAUUGCAGGACCACUGAGUGUUUAUCUUGUCAACUUUGACAGUGGUCAGAUAGCUUGAGGUAGAAGUUGCCUUUAACCACAGAUAUAGAAUCAGAUGACCUAAACCGGCCAAUCAUAAGGAGGGAAAAAGGAAUAAAAAUAUAUGACUCUGGGGCAAAUUGCAUUGUAAGGGAUUACAUUUGGGAUCAGAAAAGCACAUUGAACAAGUUCUGACUCAUCUAAACAUAGGGAAUAUUACUGUUCUAUGUUGCCACAGUUACAGGUUCCUAAUGUUGAUUAUGGCCUCAAUUACGUUUCUUUUAGUUUAAUUUAGGAACCAUUUAUUUUGAUUUGUUUACAUGUUAUUAUGUGCCAUGUAUCAUCUUGGAAAAAAAGGUUGAGAAAUGAAAACAUCCCAAAUAAACUUGUAUUAAUGUGUAAA
Oncorhynchus kisutch (coho salmon) is the source of this 3041-nucleotide messenger RNA. RefSeq names its product CD68 molecule (gene cd68). Gene Ontology annotation, biological process: establishment of protein localization to organelle. The transcript is spliced from 6 exons. Lineage: Eukaryota; Metazoa; Chordata; Actinopteri; Salmoniformes; Salmonidae. Bases 272 to 1390 code for a protein of 372 amino acids. Gene Ontology annotation, cellular component: late endosome membrane; plasma membrane; lysosomal membrane. The record is from RefSeq and is a predicted model, not a curated record.